GACUCCCUGCUGCAUUCUGGGUGCUCCUUCACAUUCACCUCACACACAGAGACAUGGCGGGUCGGUUCUGCUUCACCUCCGCCUUUCUGCUGCUCUUUAUGUUGCAGCUUUCUGCCUCCAGUCUAAGUAAAGUCGUGGUCCAGACGGACGAACCCAUAGGAAUCUUCCUGCUGAUUGACGGAGGAAGAUACACUUUGAACUUCACCGAAGCACAAGCGGCGUGUUCGUUUCUGAAGGUCACCAUAGCAACUAUAGCGCAGAUGAAGGAAGCAGUACGGCACGGACUGGAGACAUGCAAGUAUGGCUGGGUGGCUGAGAAGACGGCGGUCGUCCCACGGAUAACAUCUGACAAGAACUGUGGAAAAGGAAACACGGGGCUGGUCCUGUGGAACACGCCGCCUUACAGCAAAUUUGCAGUGUACUGCUUCAACGCUUCAGCGCUUACGGAUCAGAACCAAACUCUGGACCCGUCCACAGCCACCCCACAGUCUCCCGGCUCCUCCACCUUACCGGAAGCUCUGGGCCCAGCCUCGUCAUCUGCUGCUCCUACCUCCAGAUCAUCCACCCAGAGUCCGCCUGCAGUGGGAAACACAUCUAUACCUCAGCCCACCGAGCAGGCGCCUUCAGCUACAGCCUCUGUUACCAAGGCAACAGACUUGUCUUCAUCUUCCUCCCCUGUCAAACACCUGUCCUCACAUAUUCCCGCUUCUCCUCAUCGUCUCAUCACCUCCACGCCCGCUGGUGUCACUUUUAGCUUUCCAACCUCCACUCAGUCCCCAAGUUUGUCCGUUUCCUCUGAGCCGGGGCUGGAACCUUCCGUUGGCUCAACACGCCCCCUGCUGGACGGUAAACAUUCCUUAUUUUGCUCUCUGUUUCACUGGCUUUACUGUCACAGGCUGGCAAAUCGUAUUUUACAUGAAAAAAGACCACCAAAAGAUGAGCUGCUCAUAUCAGCCUCAUCAGUCUCAGCAUCGUUUUCCUCCUUCUCAGCGCAGCGACGGCUUGGUGGUGUUACAAAUCGAAUGACCUCCGCUGGUAUGCCCGGCGCCAUAAGGACGACGUGGAGACGGAGAUGUGGAGGAACUCCCACGGUGAGCUGGACCUACUCAGUGAAGACGGAGCAGCAGUGGAACAUGAUGAAGAGCUGUACUCCAGUGACGUCACACUGUGUGUGAAUACCGGGAUGGAAACAAACUCUGCAGAGUAGCUGAUGUUUCUGCUGCCUGGUUUAGUUUUUUUCUCAGGCCUGGAUGAGGCACAACAGACUGAACCCAUCUGGAAAUCACUGGACAACAGGAAAGAAGCCGUUUAUCACCGAUGAAGCUGACCAGCCAUAGUUGGUUAGACUCCUUUUUUGCCAACGUGGUUUAAUAUUUUUGAUGUUUUCUAAUGACGUUGGGUGAUUCAAGAAGCAGCCAUGUUUGUAUUGCUCUUUACUUUGAAGUAAUGGUGAAAUAUAUAGAUGUAGAGAUUAGGAAUACAACAAUAAGAAAAUUUGGGCUGAUAUUGGUAACUGAUAUGUUAUUACUCUUGUGGCUGAUAACCAAUAUCUUAUAUAUCUCACUACCCUUUUGAAACCUAUAAAAAAAGCUACCUGGCUGCUGAUAGUUAAACUCCCCACAAUCCUUUGCUACAUCACUGCCACUGUCACAUGGCCAACCUCUUUCCCUCUCCCUCCAGAAACAAACAGCAACAAGAUGGAAAUAAAUAUCGGUAGAUUAUAUUGGCCCACUUUUAUUUAUCGGACCAAUUCUGAUAUGUUAACAAAUGACAAAUCGGCCAAUACCGACGUUAGUGCCGAUACAUCGUGCAUCCCUAGUAGCCAAUAUGUCGGAAUGGAAAACCAUCAGUACACUACAAUAAAACAGUACUAUAGUAACAUCAACAUCUUUCAUAUUCCUUAUUCAGCAUUCGGUCGCCAUGUCAACGCCAUUGUUCAUUUAACAUGCUGUAUUGUUUACCCAGAUUGUUGAUUUUUCUGGUUGCGGAUGUUUUCAGUGCACAUUUACAGACUGGUGGUGAGUUCAGUUUAAGUCUGAACUUUGACUGGACCAUCAGAUGCGCUUGGUUCCAUUUAAAGUAUUCUAUUGCAUUUCUGGCUGCCUCAUCAGUGUUAUAAUCAUUGUGCGCAGGAAGUGGUGAAUCCUUGUUUACCGAACCGCGAAUAUAAGCCGGGGUCCACAGUAUUAUAUAUUAUUUUAUACAUCCAAGCUGUCAUGUGAGAAUGUCAACGUCAUAAAUGGAAAAACCAACAUUGCGUUUAUAUCAAUUAAGGGGAAGUUAAGUAUGCUAACAUAGCAAUAGUAACAUGCUAAAUGUUAGAAUAUCAUGUUUAGCACCAAAUACCACUAUAACUCAAAAAAUACGUGGAGAGUAAUAAGUAUUAGCAAAUUAUAUCAACCCAUCCAUGCACUGUAUGACAACAAUAGAUGUUUGAUUCUUGUUCUCGGGUGGAAACAAUUACAAGAACUACUUUAAGAAGACAUAAAGAAAUAAUAAAAAGCAUCUUUUUUUUUUCUA
Messenger RNA from Gambusia affinis (western mosquitofish), 2520 nucleotides. RefSeq names its product lymphatic vessel endothelial hyaluronic receptor 1b (gene lyve1b). The record is from RefSeq and is a predicted model, not a curated record. The transcript is spliced from 6 exons. Gene Ontology annotation, molecular function: transmembrane signaling receptor activity; hyaluronic acid binding. Gene Ontology annotation, biological process: cell adhesion. NCBI's taxonomy places the organism in Eukaryota, Metazoa, Chordata, Actinopteri, Cyprinodontiformes, Poeciliidae. Bases 54 to 1175 code for a protein of 373 amino acids. Gene Ontology annotation, cellular component: plasma membrane.